This is a messenger RNA of Penicillium oxalicum, 1833 nucleotides long. RefSeq names its product SET domain-containing protein. NCBI's taxonomy places the organism in Eukaryota, Fungi, Ascomycota, Eurotiomycetes, Eurotiales, Aspergillaceae. Bases 1 to 1833 code for a protein of 610 amino acids. The transcript is spliced from 7 exons. Gene Ontology annotation, molecular function: protein binding. The record is from RefSeq and is a predicted model, not a curated record.
AUGCAUCCGAUGGUGCAUCACCCGGUGGUGAACAAGUUGGCAGUUUUGUUUGAGAAUACAGAUUUUAUACCAAGCCUAGCUUCUCUGUUGGAGUCCCUCGGCCCAAAAGGUGAGGGUGUCUGUCUACGUAUCGACGCAGUAUUGUGUGCUUCAUCAAGCACCUUGAACUUGAAUGGAGCAAAAGAGAAUGUCAACCCGCUGCCAUUGGGAUGGUUGAGUGUUGAAAACAAUCAUGCCUUGACCAUCACGCCGGGGCAGACCGAGUCCUUGAAAUCGUCACCGCGACCCGGUUCUGUCUCGCAACUCGAUAACGUGGAAUGUCAAUCCCCAGUGACCCCACAGUCUUUAUUCUACGAAUGCCACAGUCCCAGACGCAAAACCGUCAGCGGGUUGCGACCAUCUGUUUCAUCGAUUCCGCUAGCGAGGACUGAGCCAUCAGUAGCAGACAGUGAUUCGAAUGAUGAGGAUGAUCCAAAUUCACAUGGUGUAUUGAAUCAACCCAUAGUUCGCCAGCUUCAUAGCGCGCGCUUUCCCCAACGCCAGAACCCAACGACAGGAACGGAGGCACCUACUCUGCAACCUUCUUCCAUUGACAAACUCAUCUGUGGAAUCUGGCGUCAAGUGCACUCGCCUACCACAUUGAGUGUGUCAUUCCCGGACCGCCGACCCGGGAUUAGUCUUAGUACUGGUGUUAGUCAAGAAGUCUUUCGAGCAAUCAGUGGUCUGUGCAAAGAAUACUACAAUCAAAGCCGAUCUUCACGAGCUCUGGAGAUGGUGGUUCAAGCCCACUGGGUGGAAUGCUAUGAAGCUCGUAUUGCAUCUAUUGCCCUGGAACAUCCCAGUUGUACGAAGACGGAAGCCCGGAUCAUGGCCCUCAAAGAAGCCUGCAACACGCUAGCCUGGCAGGAAAAAGAGCUCAGGAAUCGACUUGCGAUUUGGCGUGGUUACAAAGAGAUCAAGGAUUCUGGGGGCUGGGCAAGCCUUGUUUUCGCCGGAUCGGGGGUCUAUCGCUUUUGCAAAUACCGAAUCGGGUUUAGAGACGGUCUCACUACUCGUCUGCGUCAUAUUGCCUCUAGUCUCGAAGUUGCGGCGGAUACCCUGCACCCUGGCUGGCGGGACCUUCUUCGGAUCGUGAGCCCUGACGAACAGCGUCGCUAUUUUGGCCACCCCCAUGAGUGGGUAACCGUCGACACCGGACCCCCUCUGCCGCUCAACAGUACCUACUCUCACCUUUCACUGCCCGAGGGCUUUCAAUUCGAGUUUGUGGAUGACUGUGUCCUCGAUUAUGACAUUUUUGGCCAAGACGAUCCCCGCCGGGUUCCGCAGAUCGAUCCUGAUAUCUGUGAAAUAUGUGGGAAGAAGCAGGCGGACGAUAUUGUCACCAACCAAUGCUACUGCUUUCCGACAUUAUUUGGGAGUGUGCGGUAUCCUCCACCUGUCCAAUUAUAUCAUACUGCAAGUGGAAAGAACAAUGGGGUCAUUGCGCGCUGCCAAUUCGAGAGAGGAACAGCGAUUGCCGAAUUCGUGGGAUACAUUACGCGUGGAAUUGACGGGCUCGACGUCAUGAUGGGUGGAACUCAGGAACGGCCCUAUCAAAUUUUCCAGGGUAAGAUGGGAAAUUUCACACGCUUCAUCAAUCACUCUUGUCGCCCAAAUAGUCAGUUCCAGAGAUUCUACUGGCGCGGGAUAGAGCGUGUUCUUGUGGUCUCGCGGGGAGUCCCGGCCGGAAAUGAGAUCACGGUGGAUUAUUCGGAUUUUUAUUGGAGGAAGUUGAAGAAAAAUUGUUUAUGCGGAGAGCGCGCUUGUCGUUAUGCCCAUCAAGCAGAAUCAUAA